Molecule: messenger RNA, 1218 nt
Organism: Rotaria sp. Silwood2
Lineage: Eukaryota; Metazoa; Rotifera; Eurotatoria; Philodinida; Philodinidae
Source: the annotation of a GenBank genome assembly
AUGUCGACUAAUAAUCAAAGUGAUCAAGAAAUUCCAUUUUCAACAGAUAAUCCAACGAAUCAAUUACAGUCAGAAAAUGGUGUAUCAGAAUCAUCUCAACAAAUUGAAGAAAUCGAUAUUGCUCUGACUGAUCAAAGUGAUAGUUGGGAAACCGAUGAUGAAGGAGAUUUUUAUUCUGAACAAGAAAAUCAUAGUUUAUCAGAUCGAAAUGAUGAUGAUGAAAGUUAUCUUGAUUUAGGUUUACCAGAACAUUUAAUUGAAUGUUAUCCAACAACAACUGCUGAAGAUGCAUCAGUAGUUGGUGUUCUAUGUGAUAUUUGUCUAAAUGAAUAUAGAUCAGAUGAUAACCUACGAACUAUUCCAUGUUUACAUAGAUUUCAUAGUAAAUGUAUUGAUAAAUGGCUUAAGAAAAAUUCAAAAUGUCCAAUGUGUCGAAGUGAUUUAUUAAAAUCCGAAUGUGAAGAAUGGAUUAUUCAUGUAUAUACAGGCAAUGAACGUUUUGCUGGAACUGAUAGUAAUAUUUUUCUUCGUUUAUUUAAUUCAAAAUAUGGUUAUACUAGUGAAUAUAAAUUAACACAUGAGAAUUGGAUUGUUGGAAAUACUAUUUUUCCAUUAAGAAAUUUAUUUGAACAUGGCGAACAUGAUCGAUUUCGAAUUUUUACUGAUAAACUUGGAUUUGUAGAAAAAGUUCAUGUUCGACGAGAUACUUUUCCAUCAUUUCAAUCUGAUUGGCUUUUGGAUCGAAUCGUCGUAGAAAAUAGUCAUGAUCGUAUUAAAUUUACAUUUAAAUGCAAUUGUUGGCUUCGAAAAGAACGACCAUAUAUAACUGUUCCUGUCUUAUCAGAUUUACACUCUAUUGACAAAAACAAGUCAUCGAAAAAUAAUCAAACGAUUUUAAUUGUUCUUAUCAUUUCGAUCAUUUCAAUAACAUGUAUUAUAUAUUGCAUUAGUGAAUGCUAUCGUCAUCAUCAACAUCGACAUUUUUCAUCGGUGCAAAAUCGAUUUGAAUCAUCGAUUAUUGAUAGAUAUCAUUUACAAUUAUCAGAAUCGUCAACAUCACAAAUUUUUCAUGAGACUAUAGAUCGAUCGAAAAAUAUUCGACAUCCAGUACAAUCUAAUUAUGAACGAAGAGCUACUGUUGGUCAAUCAACAAUGAUAACUUCAACAGAUGAGCCACCAGCUUAUAUAGGUAUGAUAUUUAUUACUCUUAUUUCAUGA